Culex pipiens pallens (northern house mosquito) is the source of this 2403-nucleotide messenger RNA. RefSeq lists its product as uncharacterized. Gene Ontology annotation, biological process: positive regulation of fibroblast growth factor receptor signaling pathway; signal transduction; positive regulation of epidermal growth factor receptor signaling pathway. Bases 798 to 2192 code for a protein of 464 amino acids. The transcript has 5 exons. The record is from RefSeq and is a predicted model, not a curated record. NCBI's taxonomy places the organism in Eukaryota, Metazoa, Arthropoda, Insecta, Diptera, Culicidae.
GCUUAAACCGUACACGAGAGUGGAAGUAUUGUGCGCGUGAUUCUUGUCGAACGCCGAGGUGACAACAAGUGAAGCGCGAGCUGUGUGUUUGUCAACGCGAAGAAGCUUCCAGGCGGAGCAGUGUUUACAGAGAACAUCGACGGGAUUUACCGACCGGAUGGACGGCGCGUCGGUCCUCAACAACGGUCAGCAUUGUGAAUGAAGGAGUACGUUCUAAGAGGGGAAUACAGUGUGUGACGUCCGUGAAGAAGACGUUGAAGAAGCGACUGCGCUGAUAACACUCUGUUUUGAUUAGUUCAGCGUGUACAACUAUUGGGAACAGACGAGGUCUUGGAGCCGCGUAUCAGUAACGUUCCGGGCAUUGUUGUGAAGAGGCAGAGUGAGUGCGGCUUCGCUAUUUCUGGAUUGCGUGUUUCGCGAGCGUAACCUACUGAUACCAUGGGAAUGUGGCGGCACUUUAAGUGAGUUCUGCGAAAAGAAGCAAGUGAUUGUUGUGGAGACAGCUUAACCGUAAGCGAAGAGAGAUAAGGGGAUUUGCUGAAAUCAGUGAAGUGAAGGAAGAAAUUUGGAGCUCAAAACAGUGGAUUAUUUGUGUGUGCAGAGCUACGGCCUGUUGCAACUGUCAGGAAGAUGAUUUAACGAACAAAUUGUUUCGCCGAUUGCCCACGGAACACCAACGGAGUCUGUGCGCCUGUUCACCGAACCGGAAACGCGCUCGGAGAUAACCUUUUCUUGGAUUGAAUCAACGACAGCCGCUGAGGCAUAACAGAGACAGAGACCCGAGCUACUACAUCAAGAUGCUGAAACACGUGCAGGUCUCGCCGAUGCGCAGCCGGUCCGACUCGCUGUCGAUGCGUUCGUCGACCUCGUGCGCGUCCUCCCUGUGCGGAAGUCCCGAACCGCCCAACGAGCAGCUGCGAAGCCACUCGCGAGCGUCCAGCUACUCGAGCCUGAACGAAACCAUACCGCAGACCACCAUCAAAAUCUACACCGCCUGUCUGCGCCAGGACAUCGAGUACAAAACGUUGGGAAUCUCGUACGACGCCACCAGCAAGAGUGUCGUGCAGCAGUUGCUGCGACGAUGCAAAAUGCGACACCGAGACCCCCGGCUGUUCUACCUGACGAUGGAGGUGACCGUGCGCCGACCGGGUGUCAAAUCCGUACUGGAGCUCGACGACGAAGCCCGGCCGGCGCUGCUGCAGGCGUGCCAUCCCAAGGGGGACUCCAGAUUUUGCCUCCAGCAAAAACCUGGCGGUCUGAUCCGGGUGCACACGUCCGCCCUCCAGCCCAACUCGCAGUACAAGUCGCUGCUCAUCUCCGAGGACACCACCUCGGACGAGCUGCUCUCGCUGCUCCUCUCCUGCUACAACUCCAUCGAACCCGUCGAGCAGUUCUCCCUGUACGAGGUGUGCCCCGGCCAGGAGUACCAGCGCAAGCUCCACCCGGACGACCUCCCCCUCAAGACCCAACUCCAGCGCCAGCAGAAGAAUGAAAUCAUGCACUUUCUGGUGCGGAGGAACCCGAACUACCCCCGACGGCGCCAAAUGCUCGCUCCAAUCUCCGAAUCCACCAAGCACUUUAUCAUCAGCCCGAACGGCCACCACCGGUUAUCGCUGCACUCGACGACCUUCCCGCUGAGCGCCGUUACGACCCCCACCAACACGCUCAUCUCGGACAUCGUGGACGGAGUGUCCUCGCUGAACACGCUGCCCAAAGGUCGACUAGCAUUACGCGAGUCCUGCCUGUCCAGCUCGUCCUCCAGCUCAUCCUCCUCAACGACCUCCUCCUCCUCUUCCUGCUCGUCAAGUUCCGCCAGCACCUCGUCCCUCGAGGACAACAACAACGACGACCGAACGAGCUGUGCGGACGCCCAGUGCCACCGGGACGAACCUCCCGCCAUCAAGUCCAAGAACCUGGACCGGUCCGUCCAGGCUCCGCCCCGCCCCUCCAAAGCCUCCCUCCUCCCCUCGCUGCUGACCGCCCCGAACGCGCCCUCCUACAACCCCGUAUACAACAUCCGGGAAAUUCGAACCGUUUGCAACUCCUUCUCCGCGCUCGGAAUCGACAAAAAGCUGGUGGACAUCAGCGGAACGACACCGGGCUCGACCGCCCCAAUCGUGCGCAGUGCCAUCGUCAAGGAGGCCGUCAACACGGACCCGAUGAAGGGGGUGGGAAAUUUCAUCUACAUUUGAGCGACCAUCCCGCCCCGGGGGAAAUCGAGACAAAGAGAGCAGAGUUCUAUUAUUAUAUAUUUUGUUUCAUCCUAGUCAAAGUUAUUAAUGUUAUUAAAUCGAUUUUAUUUGAUGUUUUUUUUCUGCUGCGAAAAAAUAUAAUUCUGUUUCGUGGUCCUGCGAGAGUAAGCUUCGCACAAAGCGAUCAAAGAAAUGAUGAGACUCGAAGUGU